AUGGAGAAAAGGCGUGAAAUAGAGAAGGAGAAAACUGUGUUAGGCAUAAACCCGUCGCUGCAUAGCAAUAUAGAAGAGAGCAAUAAAGAAAACAGCAGAGGGAACGACAACAGAUCCAUCUCUGAACAUCGGCCGUUGCAAGGGGACGAUGGGACUCUAAUAGACACGCCGAGCGAAGGUCUAGAGGAGACUAUAUCGCCGGGAUUGGAGAGAUACAUACGGCGCUGCACGGGUCUGCCAGUGAUGCUGAAAGCGGGGGAGUAUUCGCCCAACAACCCCCUGAUAAGGGGCGAGAGGACGUCCGGCAACGUCCUCUUAGGGCUCGGGGAGUACGAGAGGCGGAGGAACACCCUGAGGAAGUUGCGCCAGCAGCAGUACAGGGAGCACCUCGAUCAGCAAGCGAAACUGAAACAAGAGGCGAAGGAGAAAGCCGAAAGGGAACGUCGAGAGCGGGAGGAGAGGGAGAGGGCUAGGGAGGAGGAAAGAGAAAGGGAGAAGAGGAAAGCAGAAGAGGAAAGGAUUCAGUUGGAGAGUCCGGUUAGGAGGGCCAGUUGGAAUUACGGCCACGUGCCGAACCACAGUGCCCAUGAGGGCGGACGCGUGCGUGCAGACGGAGGGGGGGGGGGCCGGUCGGUGGCGGUGCAGGCGGACGCGCGACAGCCUUGGCUGUCGCGGCUGACGCCCGCCGAGCGGGAACUCUCCCCCCGGAACAGCUACGGCCACGGCUUAGAGUGCGAGCGAGAGGGCGAGAGAGCGAGCGAGAAGGGCUAUGCACUAUCCAUCUUGGACGCGGAGGCCAUCGAGAGGCGUAACAUGCGCGCAGAGCAGGAAGCCGCAGCGAGACGAGAAUACUACCAGCGGGAGCUGAAGAACCAGAUCUUGGAGCAGCAGAGGAUAAGGGAGGAGAGGGAGGCCAGGGAGAGGUUGCUGGAACAGGCAGAGCUGCGUCGCCUGGAGCGGCAGCUGAGCGCCUUGACCCCCCAUCAGUCCCAGCCCCAACACCAACACCAUCACCAUCACCACAAACCUCACGACUUGCACAUGAAGAAGAAUUCUGAGGAGUCGGAGAAGCGGCGCGUAAAUGCUCAGAGGGAGAUCGAGGAGAGUGCAAAGGAGGUGGAGGUGGAUGUGGAGGCGCGCCUGCGGAGGAACCUCAACCCGCCGCGGCCCAAAGCGGAGCCCCAGCUGCCGAAGCGCCACGGCGGCAUCCUCACGCAGCUCGGCGCCAUCCGCCGGCAGCUGCAGCUCGAGCAGAUGCGCCUCGACGGGACAGCGGCGCCGCCC
Messenger RNA from Iphiclides podalirius (scarce swallowtail), 1284 nucleotides. Lineage: Eukaryota; Metazoa; Arthropoda; Insecta; Lepidoptera; Papilionidae. The record is from the annotation of a GenBank genome assembly.